Messenger RNA from Sphaeramia orbicularis (orbiculate cardinalfish), 2559 nucleotides. It is a transcript of the gene ptchd3b, whose product is annotated as patched domain containing 3b. The transcript has 4 exons. Bases 1 to 2499 code for a protein of 832 amino acids. Lineage: Eukaryota; Metazoa; Chordata; Actinopteri; Kurtiformes; Apogonidae. Gene Ontology annotation, cellular component: membrane. The record is from RefSeq and is a predicted model, not a curated record.
AUGGCUAAAUUCCACACAGACUGCAUAGAGAGACCCUUACGAAUGGGGUUUGAGAUGAUGGGGUAUUUUAUUGGCUCUCAUCCCUGGUGGUUCCUGAUUGCCCCACUUAUCCUCUCCACGGGUCUGGGGAGUGGGUUUUAUUUCCUGAAGGAGCGGAUGUCUAACAACAUUGAAGAGCAGUUCACACCUGUUAAUGGACAAGCCAAGCUGGAACGAAAAUACAUCCAGGAAACUUUUCGAAGAAACGAUUCCAUGUUUUCAAGUUUGAGGCUGAGCACAGAUGGAAGCUAUGCGACUCUCAUAGCUACGAGUAACAGGAGUGUCCUGUCAGUGGAGUCUCUGCAGGAUAUCAUAGACCUGGACUUGAAAAUAAGGAGUAUGGAAGUGCAGGCGGACAACCAAACGUUUCAAUACGUCCAUGUUUGUGCUCAAAUGUUUGGACGCUGCACAUCCAAUGAUAUAUUAGACAUUAUCCAAUACAACGCCAAUAAUAUAAACACUGUUAAUCUGACUUUCCCCUGGCAUCACUCUGACUUUGGGAGGAUUCCCUUACUUUUAAGUCUGGGCAGUGUGAAAUUCAAUAAUGAGAGCUCAGUUGUAGAAAGUGCUGAAGCAAUGCAGCUCUUUUACUAUUUACAAGAAGAUAACAAAACAAAAACACAUCUAUGGUUGGAGAGCUUCUUAAAUUUACUUUCCAACCAGUCAUCGUCCAUUCAGGUGUCGUACUCCACCUCCAUGUCAAUGCAGUGGGAAUUUGACAAAUCUCCAUCUUCUGUCAUCUAUAUGUUCUCCAUCACCUAUGCCAUUGCCAUCACAUUUUCCAUUUUAUCAUGUUGGAGGUUGGACAAUGUGAGGACUAAGGUGUGGGUGGCGGUCUGUGGGGUGUUCUCCACUGGUCUGGCGGUCCUCAGUGGGUUUGGGCUUCUGCUGUUGUUGAAUGAACCUUUUGUCAUGACGGCUGCCUCCUGUCCAUUCAUGUUAUUGGGUAUUGGACUGGAUGAUACGUUCAUCCUGGUCUCCUGUUGGCAGAGGACCCGAGUUCUGGACGGCGUUCCCGACCGCCUCGCCGUCACCUACCGGGACGCCGCUGUCUCCAUGUCCAUCACCAGCCUGACGGACGCCCUGGCCCUGUUCCUGGGCUGCGGCUCUCCCUUUGGUUCAGUCCGAUCCUUCUGCAUCUACGCCGGGGUUUCGGUUUGUUUCUGCUAUUUGUACACCAUCACCUUCUUGGGGGCUUGUAUGGCGUUGAAUGGACAGAGGGAAGCGGGGAAUAAACACUGGUUCACGUGUGUUAAAAUCCCUGAAGACUUACCACCGAGAAGCUCGAAAGCCUUCUGUUUGUGCUGCAUCGGUGGAAGUUACGACCGGAUAACAGAAAAGGAGCAAAAAGAGCCUAUGAAUCAGUUCUUUGAGCGGUUCUAUGGUCUGUUUCUGACUCACAAGUCGAGUAAAGCGUCUGUUUUCGUCAUGUACGCUGUUUAUCUGGCCGUUAGUAUCUAUGGUUGUUUUACGUUAAAGGAGGGACUUGAUAUCAGGAAUCUGGCUUUAGAUGAUUCCUACAUUAUCGACUACUACAACAGUCAAAAGGAGCAUUUUUCCAAGUACAGCUGUAAUGUGAUGGUGGCAGUGAAGCAGCCGUUUCCCUACUGGGAUGAGGAUAAACUGGAGCAUCUUCAUUCAUGCAUUUCAGAUUUGGAACACUUGGACUAUGUCAGUGGGACAUUGGCUUGGUUUCUGUCCUUUCAAGAGUAUGCAAAUGCCUCCCCUCUUAACAUAAGCUCUCCAGAAUCCUUCCAAAGCCAUCUAAGUAAUUACUUACAACUCUACCCCAUGUUCACACAAGACAUUAACGCAACCGCUGACGGCGAGAUUCAGGCUUCUCGCUUUUUCAUUCAAACUCUCGACAAAAGCUCGGUGAAGGACGUGAUGAUUGGGCUCAGGGAAUCGGCAGAGGAAUGUCCGGUGGAGCUCCUCGUCUACCAUCCUGCGUUCAUCUACUACGACCAGUACACGGUUAUAAUGACCAACACCGUUCAUACCAUCCUGGUGGCUGUGAUUGUGAUGCUCGUCGUCUCGCUCAUCCUGAUUCCCAGUCCACUUUGCGCCCUUUGGGUGGCUUUAGCGAUCUGUUCCGUGGUCGUUGGCGUGGCUGGAUUCAUGGCCCUGUGGGGAGUAAACCUGGACUCCAUUUCUAUGAUCAACCUGGUCAUGUGCAUCGGCUUCUCGGUGGAUUUCUCAGCUCAUGUGACUCACUCCUUUGUCUCCAGCCCUAAGACCGAUGCCAAUGAGAAAGCGAGGGACGCCUUGGCCCAUUUAGGGUAUCCGAUACUCCAAGGAGCACUGUCCACUGUCCUGGGAGUGGUGGUGUUGUCCAUGUCAGGAAGUUACAUCUUCAGGACAUUCUUCAAGAUUGUGUUUCUUGUGAUUGUGUUCGGGCUGCUGCAUGGUUUAAUGUUCAUCCCAGUGUUUCUGACUCUGUUUUGGGCCUGUGGGAAGUAGAACUGAACAGGAAUACUGUCCUGUUUGCAGUGUAGGGAGUAACGUGUUACAAAAGUGAUG